Messenger RNA from Tarenaya hassleriana, 1008 nucleotides. RefSeq names its product protein FATTY ACID EXPORT 1, chloroplastic-like. Gene Ontology annotation, cellular component: membrane. Lineage: Eukaryota; Viridiplantae; Streptophyta; Magnoliopsida; Brassicales; Cleomaceae. The coding region runs from base 111 to 818 and encodes 235 amino acids. The transcript is spliced from 6 exons. The record is from RefSeq and is a predicted model, not a curated record.
AUUGGUCAACAUUGUCUCCUACAGACCACGUCCCAUCGCUGUUCGCUACAACUCUCCGAUCUCUAUUCCACGUUUUCCCGAUCCCCGAUUACUCUCGGAUCUCUGCUGCGAUGGCUGUGUCAAUGGCGGCAAAAAUUUCUCAGCUUGCUUGUUUCUCUUCGACGAGUAGCCAUUUUCACUUGCAGAGGAGGUCAUUUGCCUGCCCUAGGUUUCGUACCCAGUCUUUUGUGGUUAGGAGCAUCGAUGGGAAUAGCUCUGGAACUGCAGGUUCUGAGAACAAAACUUCUCUGAGUUAUGCAGCUGAGGUUUCAAAGCCUUUUGGUGAAAAAGCUGUGGAACCGUUUUCAAAUUUGGAUGAGAAUGGAACCGGUAAGAGGGAGACAACUGAGCCUGGGGAGCAGCAACAUGUAGUUACAGAACAUAAAAGAGGAGCAAAGAUUCAUGACUUCUGCUUUGGCAUUCCUUAUGGUGGUCUCAUUUUGUGUGGAGGGCUUCUUGGCUCGAUGUUUUCACGAAACCUCACUAGUUUAAGUACAGGUGUGCUCUAUGGCGGUGCCCUUCUAGCCCUUAGCACGCUAAGCUUAAAAAUCUGGCGCCAAGGAAAAUCUAGUGUUCCUUUCAUACUAGGACAAGCAGUGGUUUCAGCUGUCCUCUUCUGGAAGAACUUUGGGGCUUAUUCUAUGACUAAGAAGCUGAUGCCAUCAGGGUUCUUUGCUGCCAUCAGUGCUGCAAUGUUGUGCUUCUAUUCAUAUGUGGUGAUCUCCGGAGGAAAUCCGCCUCCAAAGAAGUUAAAGCCAUCUACUAAUGCUUCAUACUGAAGAAAUCCUCAUAGGAUGGAUAGAUAGAUUAUGAAUUGGACGCAGACACUGCUGUAUACAUACAAGUUCACUGCUUUUUAUGUUUUUCUUGAAGAUGGAUGAGAGAAUUCAGUUCGAAGAGGUUUUCAGAUCAAAUGUACCGUUUCCAGAUUAAACCCUGCAAUCUUUGGGAUCCGCCAUUUCUGAUUUA